UGAGUAGGGGAGAGAGAAAGAGAAGGAGCCAGCGUCAUUCAGAGAUAGGAGUCCGAAUGAGUGAGUGUAUGUUUAAGAGCUGAGUGUGGAGAAAGAGCUGUAAACAUUUUAGCCUGGAGGCUGGACGGGAGGAGGGAUUUCCCUAACUUUUGCCUUUUUUUAAACAUUUUGUGCACUUGGAGCAGCACUCUCUGUGUGUGUAUAUGUGGGAGGUGCAGGCAGAGGCUAUGCAAAGUGAGAGAAGUCAGAGGCAGGGGUAGGGGUGUAGAAUCCGUGAAGGAGAGAGAGAAAGAGCUUUAAAGGAGGGUAAAGGCAAAUUACUCGGAAGGAAAGGAACCAUGCAAGUGGAUGCUGUCUUUUGCGGGGUCAGGUUACGCAAAAUGAGAAACUACUCCAAGAGCACUUCAUCAGGGCUCACCCAGCUCAGAAAGGAUGCCAGCUGCUAGCACCAUGACCGGUGGGAGGGCCCUGCUGCUCUGUACAAACACGGACAACUGUAUCUACCAAUCAGUCAACAGGCUCCAGUGCUGUGGCUUGAAGGUCGGGGAGGCUUCGUCGUCUGUGGCGCCCCAGCGCCAAGAGGUGUGCGUGUCACUAGGGGACAGAGACAGGAGGGAUACUGCUGUGUCCAUCAAGUGUCCCCUCUCCCCCCUGCCCGGCCUGAGCGACAGCCCGGGUCCUCCUGACACCAUGCUUGCUCACAGGAGAGCCACCACCGCCACCAUCGACCCACGGACUCCCAACAUGGAGAACGGGCUGUGUGGCAAGCUGAACAACAACAAGAGCCCAGCGGCAGUCAAGACGGCCAGCAUACGUGAUAAGAUCUCACAAUGGGAGGGCAAAAAGGAGCCUGCCCCACCAACUUCUACAGGGACGUGUCCACUAAGCACAACACAGAAGGAAACAGAGAUAGUACGGAAAAAGGAAGCCAAAGCUUCAGAGGUCCAAAGGACAGAUAGCAAGAGGCUUGCUAGGGACAGACAAGACUCAGGGAAGGAGAAUGUUGGAAAGCUGGGGGAUUUAAGGUCUAAAUCUCCAGAGGGCCCAACAAACAAGGACAGAGAAGUGAUCCUAGAGAGAGGAUUUCGGGUUUCAAAGCCAACAGAACAACCCCAAGACAAGAAAAGUGUUUUAACUCAUGUUAAGAAACUGGAGAAGGCAACAAAGGAGGUUCCUGACAGACCUUCACUGGCGUUUCCAGGGAAUUACUUCUGCCCUCCUUCAAAGGAGGAGCUGGAGGAUACUGAAAAGAGAGCCAACGAGCCCAUUUUUGGGACUUUUGACAUUGUUCAACCUGGCAGGUCACGGAGGAGGAGAGAAGGGGAUCCAGAAAAUGUAUACAGUGAGCCAGGUGCUCCGUCUAUAAACCCUCUACCCAAACCUCAGAGAACCUUCCAGCAUCACACACCCCCCACUACCCCAGCUUCAGGGCCUGGCUCAGGGAAGGGAAGGAGGAACUUGCCCCCUUUGCCCUCCAUUCCUCCUCCACCUUUACCUACAUGCCCACCACCUGGAGUUUGCAGGAGACCCUGGGCUGACAAAACCCGGGACAGUAGCAACAGGAAGUCCUAUGAAUUUGAGGAUCUGCUGCAGUCAUCUACAGAAAGCUGCAGGGUGGACUGGUACGCUCAGUCCAGACUGGGCCUUACACGCACUUUAUCAGAAGAGAAUGUCUACGAGGACAUAAUAGAUCCCCCAUCCAAGGAAAAUCCCUAUGAAGAUAUAGAGCUGGAGAGAAGUUGUUUGGGAAGCAAAUGUGUUUCACCUGCCUCCUCCUCUCCUGUCCCUGACACGCCAACUAAGCUUUCAUCCAAGCCUGGCUUCUUCAGACAAAAUUCAGAACGUCGAAGCUUCAAACUCUUGGAGCUACGCAAGACAUGCAGGGACACUGGCAUCUCCUCUCCCUCACGCAUCAGCCCCCCCUCCACACCCAGCAGCCCCGACGACACCCCCUGCCUCUCUGGAGACCCGUACAAUCGCAGACGGAGGAAAAUUCCCAAGAUGGUGCUGAAAAUCAAUGGCAUCUUUGAGGCGCGGAGAGGGAAGAAACAAAUGAAGAGGGUGUCUCAUUCUACAGAAUCCAGCUCAGGAAGAGUAACAGAUGAGAACAGUGAGUCCGAAAGUGACACAGAGGAGAAACUAAAAGCUCACAGCCAGCGGCUGGUGUCGGUCCAGUCCAUGCUGAGGCAGACGGGGCGGUACCGGACCAUGGAGCGGGAUCUGAUGGAGUUGCAGGAGAGGAAACUCUUUGAGUAUUUCAUAGUUGUUGCACUCCACAAGACCAAAGCUGGAGUCCCAUACCUGCCAGAAGUCACACAGCAGUUCCCUCUCAAGCUCGAGAGGAGCUUUAAGUUUAUGCGGGAGGCUGAGGACCAGCUGAAGGUCAUCCCUCAGUUCUGUUUCCCUGACGCCAAAGACUGGGCACCUGUGGACAACUUCCCCAGUGAGACGUUCUCAUUUGUCUUGACUGGUGAAGAUGGAAGCAGGCGGUUUGGCUACUGUCGGCGAUUACUGCCCAGUGGUAAAGGCCGAAGGCUCCCUGAGGUCUACUGCAUCGUCAGCCGCCUGGGCUGCUUCGACCUCUUCUCUAAGAUCCUGGAUGAAGUGGAAAAGAGGAGAGCUAUCUCCCCUGCUCUGGUGCAACCUUUUAUGAGAGGCAUAAUGGAAGCUCCCUUCCCUGCUCCAGGAAGGACCAUCACUGUCAAAAACUUCCUUCCUGGCUCUGGGACAGAGGUGAUAGAGCUGUGUAGGCCGUCAGAUUCUCGUCUGGAACAUGUGGAUUUUGAAUGUCUCUUUUCCUCCUUGAGUCUACGUCUCCUUCUCCGAGUGUUUGCCUCUCUACUACUGGAGCGCAGGGUCAUCUUCACUGCCGACAAACUCAGCACAUUGUCUCAAUGUUGUCAUGCAGUAGUAGCUCUGCUCUACCCCUUCACCUGGCAGCAUACGUACAUCCCUGUGCUCCCACCCUCCAUGUUGGAUAUUGUCUGCACCCCUACCCCCUUUAUAGUGGGCCUACUCUCUAGCUCUCUGCCUCGACUCAAAGAGCUGCCCAUAGAAGAGGUCCUGGUGGUCGACCUCGGCAACAGUCGCUUUCUAAGACAGCUGGAUGAUGAGGACUCCAUUCUUCCCCACAAGCUGCAGGCAGCUCUUGAACAUGUGCUGGACAAGAGGAGGGAGCUGGCCUGUGAGAAAGGAGAUCUGCCCAAUGACUCCAGCUCCCUCAGCGCAGUGGUGUCGGAGGCCUUUGUGCGUUUCUUCGUGGAGAUGGUGGGUCACUUCUCCCUCUUCAUUGGUGGAGCAGAGCGGGAGGAUGAGUCUGUCUCCUCCCCAACCUUGCCCAGUCCCUCUUCGUCCCCCGCCUCAUCCUUUCAGCGUGAAGCCUUUCGCAAAGCGGUCACGUCCAAGAGCUUGAGAACGUUCUUGGAAGUGUUCAUGGAGACCCAGAUGUUCACCAGUUUCAUCCAGGAGAGGGAGCUGCGCAGACAGGGCCUCAGAGGUCUAUUUGAGGUGAGAGCACAAGAGUAUCUGGACUCGCUUCCUGGGAGCGAGCAGCGAGGAGUCAACAAGUUCCUCAAGGGUCUAGGAAACAAGAUGAAAUUCCUUUCAAAAAAAUGAUGCUUGGAGUCAGGAUACCAUGUGUGAAAGUAGGAAUAAGCAUGGAGAGGCGUGCUGUUAAAAGAAGAGGAAGACACGCUCCCUGGACUCGCAGAACGUAGAGAUGUGUCUUUAGGUCAGAACAAAGGAAGACCCUUCAAGUGAACUGGACUCAUAGUUUGUGAACAUGAGGGAAUCUGGGGAAAGUUAGAGUUUAGCUCCCAGUUUCAUUCACCAGUCAUUCCAUUAGUGUUGUGAAGGGCUUACUCAGCUUGGACCAAAACUCACCUCCAAGACGAUAAUGCAAUGUCUAGCAAUGUCUUGUUAGACUUUGGCCGGGGCCUUACGUUUUACAGAUUACAGCCAAUCUGUAGUGCAUUGUUGUAAAGCAGAGCACAGUGUAAUUCUUUUAGGAACUGACCUCGCCUAUAAACCUGUAAGAGGGAGUGUCACUGAAGGUCACAUUUUGUACAAUUCCUUCCUAUACAUUCCAAGUAUGUUCUUCAAAAGCUUUUAUAAAUACAAUAGUACAACUUCUUCAUCAACAGGAGGCUUUUAAGUUAAUUUAUAUUCUUUUCAGGAAAACUUAAUCUUUUUUUUCCUUCAAGCGAGUGCAAAGAAAUCUCCUGUAGUUUGUAAUGAGCUGUAUUUAAGUGUAUAGACCACUUUGGGUUGUUGGGUAAAUGUACCACUGUUUUAAGGAAAUCUACUUUUAUUGGAAAAAAAAAAUAGCACCGAAAGGAAGAAAAUGUAAAAGGAAAUCAAUGUGAAUACGUCUUUCACCUGGGUUUGAGUAUAUGGUUUGGAUAGACUCAAUGUUGAAAGAUGUGUAUCUUAGGCCAAUCAGUAUCAAUGUAUGUCAUGAAAGCAACUAGGCUUGCCGUAAAGGACCAAUGUUUAGGAUUUAGAGGAACCUAUUAGCAGAAAUGUAAUAUAAUAUUCAUAAUUUUGUUUUAAAUAGUCCCCUGAACUUUAAAUCGUGUUUUGUUGUCUUAAAAUAUCUAUCUACUGUAUCUACAUACAGUAAGGAGUGGGUCCUUUUCCAUGUUGCACCCCCAUGUUUCUGCAGUAGCCCAGAAUGGACAAACCGAACACUUGCGCUAGAGAGUGCCUUUUGACAUUUUUGCGUCACCUGAAGGCCUCUGUAGGUUUUACUACACGCUUGUAAAAGGAUGGUUGAGGGAACCGGUAUUUAGUUGGUUACAAUCUGCAGCCUCUCCGCUAGAUGCCACUAAAUCCUACUUAAUGGUCCUUCAAACUUGAUUGAGAAUGAAAUGAAACUUUUUAAAUAAAGUGAUAUGAAUUUUUGA
Molecule: messenger RNA, 4904 nt
Organism: Etheostoma cragini (Arkansas darter)
Lineage: Eukaryota; Metazoa; Chordata; Actinopteri; Perciformes; Percidae
Product: DENN domain-containing protein 2A
Exons: 20
Coding region: 433-3615 (1060 amino acids)
Biological process (GO): retrograde transport, endosome to Golgi
Cellular component (GO): actin cytoskeleton
Source: RefSeq, a predicted model, not a curated record